This is a messenger RNA of Mercenaria mercenaria, 1811 nucleotides long. RefSeq lists its product as uncharacterized. The record is from RefSeq and is a predicted model, not a curated record. Bases 454 to 1035 code for a protein of 193 amino acids. The transcript has 2 exons. NCBI's taxonomy places the organism in Eukaryota, Metazoa, Mollusca, Bivalvia, Venerida, Veneridae.
AAAAAGUCCUUUUAAAAAAUUAACAACAGCGAAAAUAACAGCAUAUUUCUACUUGAUUUAGUUUCACGAAAAAAAAAAAAUAACAUAUAAGAAAAAAUAGUAUGACUUUAAGAAUAAGAAAAUAAAAGAUUUCUAUUUCUAAUAUUCCACAAUUUAACAGAAUAGAGACACUUACGUCUUUAUUCUUUGGCAAUAUAAAGAACGGUUAAUGAUAUAAAUAAUGCAUAAAAGUAUAAUGAUACGAAAAUUUCAAUUUUAAAUUUAAAUCAUUAAAACGCCACAGGCCUGGAAAUAUGAAUAGCCCUCUCGCUUCAAAGUAAAAUGCGUUUAACCUCAUAUCGCAAUUAAAAGCUAAUAAGUAGUUAAAAUUUUACAUUAUAUUAAAAUUCAUUUGUUUGUUCGAAGCAUAUAAACCGGAUUUUUUUAGCGAUCCUGCUCAGUUGGUAAUACAAAAUGGCAUUGGCGUACAAGACUCUCAUCGGUGAUAACCGUAAGGGAUAUGCGCCACAUGAAAAACUGUAUUUUAGUCCUGGUGAAAGUCUAUCUACCACAGUUGAUAAAAUGUUUGACAUUAUUGAUAAGACAAUCAAAGAUUUAGAAACAAAUAGAGGGCCAAUAGAAGAGUUUGUGAUCGGUAAAACAUUUGCUAGAAAGAGGAAAAAACAGUCUUUCGACCCAACCAACUUCAAAACAUGGAAACUAGAUGGUGGUGUAAAUGGACGAUGGAAUUCGAAAUACAAAUAUGAAGGGUUCGACGGGCUUAUAGUCCUUUGUGCUUUCACAAGAGAAUCGCUUCCCAGAAAAGAUUCUGAAGAGGAUGAAGAUGAUGAAGAGGCUGAAGAGACUGAACCUGGUCCGCUGUUCAACCACCAAGAUUACUCGCUGGCUGUCGAACAACAGCUGAUCCACCGCUUUGCUUAUGAGAAAAUGGAUCCAAGAUUGGGCAACUGUUCAUUGAGUACCGGAAAUGUGGAAAAGAAAGGCGCAAAAGCGUACGUCAUUUAUAUGGCCUUUAAACUCGAUCGUGAAGAAUGACUGGAAUAUGACAACCAUUCAAAAUUCAAAAUCUGUAUCCGUUAAAACUUCAAAACCCUGUGCAUUUUAUAUAUGUUUUAACAUUUGUGUAAAGUUUGAGGAUUUGACAUUUUGUAAUUUUAGAGAAAUCUUGAACUUGAAUGUCCAUGUGUUUACAUUUUUAUUAGUCAAUUUCAUAUGUGGCUAGAACUGGACAAUGAAAAUGAUUUAUUAAAAACAUUUAGAGGCAUUGUUCAGAGCUGAAACUUUAGUAUCAUGUCAAGGGUGAUAUUGUUCUAAUUAUAUUGAUUUUUGUAGCUUUUUCAGAUGUCUCCUUUUAAAACAUGCCUGUAGAUAUGAACAUCUAAUUUGGGCAGCCAUAUUGGAUAAUUUUGGAAGAAUUUUUGUCAAUGUUUUGACACUUUAGUUAGGUACUUUUAAAUUAUUAUUUGUAAUUUAAAAUAUACUGAUAAGGUGGAGUGUUUUCUCUAGUAUUUGUUUAUGUAAUUGGUUUUUGAUAACAUUUAAUCUAUUUCUUGCAUCUGAUGAGAAAAGGUUUGCAUAUUUGGAAAAUGUCAUUGACCAAUUAGAUUGCAGCAUUUUGGUGCUUCUCUAUAUUAAUAAUAAUAUAUGGGCUUAUCAGUUAUUUCUUUUGGACUUAACACUUCUUCUUAGCUUGGAAAUUAUUUAAAAUUUAGAGCCAAUUUUAGGAACUUUGGACUUUAUUUCUGUUGGAGAAUAAAUUAGAAUUUGUAGUGUAUUUUAUUUUCUCAGAAAUAUACUGAGAUUUAAAUGUA